Messenger RNA from Salarias fasciatus (jewelled blenny), 3987 nucleotides. RefSeq names its product pygopus homolog 2 (Drosophila) (gene pygo2). The transcript is spliced from 3 exons. The record is from RefSeq and is a predicted model, not a curated record. Bases 940 to 2724 code for a protein of 594 amino acids. Lineage: Eukaryota; Metazoa; Chordata; Actinopteri; Blenniiformes; Blenniidae.
ACUCCUGCUUAUCCCUCUUUGUCCGGUGGCGACAGAAGGCCAUGAUAAUUAUGGCAAAAUUUGCGUUUUUGAAUGAAUUAUAGUUGAACGGUGGAUCAACAAGCAUACACCGUGUGGGGACUGGUUUGCUGGCAAUGACACACCAGAGAGUUUCAAUUUAAAGGACAGCAGAGCAAGCAACGGAGAAAGGGUACAGUUUGCUUCCAAGACAGUCUGCAAGAUGGCUAGCUAACGUUAGCUAGCCAGCUAAUGUUAGCAUAGUAAACACCAGUUUUCCAAACGUAUUCGAUCUGCUUCAUUUCAUGAACCAUGUAAGAAGUGAUCCUUUUCACAUGUGAAUACAGAGGAGUACAUCGCAGUGUCGGAUUUAUGCUCCGGUGUUGCGACUGCUGGCUGAUAUCUCAACGCUGCUAGCUAGCCACUUUGAGUAACGUGGCUAGCUAGUUAGCUGGAGGUAGUAACUAGCUUGCGUUAGCUAGCUGAUCGAGUCUUGAGCCACACAUCUGUAAGUGAUCAUUUUAGAGAGGGAGGGGGUGCUCUCUAACUUGCUUGUACUGGCAUUUCAAGCCCGGUUACAAGUAACCAGUUUCAGGCAGCUCGUGGAAACUGGUUUGCAACGAGGCGAAGUUGUGCUGAAUACCUGCUCGGUUUUACCUGACGUUUAUUUGGUGACCAAAUCCCGGCGUGACAGACACCGUGGCCAAAGAUUUGCAGCUGGAAAGGAUUUUGCAGACCUGGGCCGGCGCUAUAUUUCAAGCCAUCAUAACCAAUAAUUCGUAAAUACUGUGGCGAUAACAGUCUGAGGGUGGCUGACAUGACCUGAAGGCAGACUCCACCUAGUCGGCAUUCAGCCUUCAAGACGUCGUCGUCAUUUUUAUAACUUUUUUUUUCUUGCAUAUGAACGGUGAUAAGCCACUUCACCGACAGUCAUUUUAGCUAAUGGCUGCCGAAUCGGGGAGACUACUGGCGGGACAAGGAAAACGGAGCAAAGCUUCACAGAUGAAGAGCCCGGAGAAAAAGAAGGCAAGGAAGUCCACAACUCAGGCGGCGGGGUUCUCCCAUCUCACUGAGUUUGCGCCCCCUCCGACUCCUAUGGUGGACCAUCUGGUCGCUUCCAACCCCUUCGACGAUGACUUCGGACCCCCGUCCAGACCCAGCGGAGCAGGUGGACCCGGCGGCGCCCCGUUUCUUCCCAGCCCCGGUGCCGGCGGAGGAGGUGGGUAUGGAGGUGGAGGCAGAAUGGGUGGAGGCAUGAACUUCAUGGGAGGCCCCCCAGGAGGACCGGGCAGCGGUCAGCCUGGACGGAGGCCACCGUUUGGCCCUCCAGCCAACGCCGGGCCCCACCACCAGCUGAGCUUUGGCGGAAUGCCGGGCUUUGGCGGUGGUGGUGGGGGUGGCAGCGGAGGAGGAGGCGGGGGUGGGGGGUUCCCGCCAGGCGGCCCCUCCCAGUUCAACAUGCCACCAAAUUUCAGCCCACCCAUGCAUCCUGGGCCGGGAUUCAAUCCCAUGCUGUCUCCGGGGGCUAUGGGGGGCCCCGGCGGAGGGGGGCCACCCCACCCUCGAUUCGGCAUGCCCCCACAGCAGCAGCACGGACAGGGUGGGCAUCCGUUUAACAGCCCUCCGCUGCCUGGUGGUGGAGGUCCGAGAGGUCCCCUGCCUCCCAUGGGGGGAGGUAUGGGUCCGGGGAUGAACAUGAUGGGUGGCAUGGGUGGGGGUCCCGGUGGCAACAUGGUGGGAGGGCUGCCAGGUAUGCCCCCGCAAGGACAGUUCCCUCCCUCACAGGAUGGCCCUUAUCCGGGCCCCAGUCCACCGGGGCCUGGCAACGAGGACGGAAAGAACUUUGGUCCCGGAGGAGCUCCGCCUGGACCCCCGCAGCAGCAGCAGCAGCAGCAGCAGCAACAGCAGCAACAGCUUAACCUUAACCCCAAUGGUCCUCCCCCUAACAACACCACGCCCGGCCCUCCCCCCAACUCUGGACCACCGCAGCCUGGCGGGGGCUUCCCCGGACACCCCGAUGUCCAGCAGCCCAAUGCCAACACGCCUGGCCAGCCUCCGUCAGCACCACCGCAACCCAACCCCAACUCUUCUCCCACCGGCCCCCUGAACGGAUCGGGCCAGCCGCAGCAUCCGCCGCCCAAUCAGCUGCAGCCCCCCAGCAACACGAACACCCCCAACUCCAACAGUUCCACCCAGCAGCAGCAGCAGCAGCAGUCCACUCCACCCAACUCUGCCCCAGGCUCCACCCCUUACAACCAACAGAACAACACUCCCGGUGCCGGCGGCCCUCUGUCAAACGCUGCCUCCAAUUCGGGUCAGAACAACAUGACCAACAACAACGGAGGCAACACUCCCGGCAGCAACCCCAACCCCCCCUCCAACUCCACCUCCACUCCGAACACCCAGUCCCCGCUGCCCCCCGGCCCCGCCGCCUCCUCCGCCGGGCCCGGCUCCGGCCCCGGGAAGCUGGGCGGCCCCGGGAUGGUCUUCCCCUGCGGCCUCUGCAUGGCAGAGGUGCACGACGACCAGGACGCCAUCCUGUGCGAGGCGUCGUGCCAGCGCUGGUUCCACCGUGACUGCACGGGCCUGACAGAACCGGCGUACGGGCUGCUGACUCGAGAGAGCGCCGCUGUGUGGGCUUGUGACUUCUGCAUCAAGACCAAGGACAUCCAGGCCGUGUUUGUGCGCCAAGGCUUAGGCCAGCUGGUGGCAGCUAAUGAGAGUUGAGGAGGAAGUCCGGUGUUGAGGUGUGGCGCGUGCAGACAAACAAGACUUUGAUCAGACUGAAUGACCUCAGUGUCAAGUCGGAUACUUGCCCAGCUUUUCUGUUGACUAGCCCUUUACUCGUUCACUACGCAGAGAAUCGCUCUCAUUGACUUUCAUGCUUCUAAAUAGCACCUUGAGUGACUCUCGGUAGAUCAUUUCUUCCCCCCAAUAGGAGUGAAAUCACGAUGAAUGUUAAACUACACAGUCCUUCAGAUUCUUAGCCUGCCAACCAGCAAAGCACUGACACCAACACACUACCUCACACAGUUUGUGACCGACCGGCGCAGAAGCUCCCGCACUGAUCGACUGCGAUCGACCCGCAACACUCAUGCAUCACAUGCGCAUAACACACACUUAAAAUUUUCAAAUGAAUGCUCAAAGAUUCCCUGAUUCUGCAUCGACAGUGUGAGAUUUAAACAAAAAAAAAAAUGUAAUUAAAAUCAAAGAGUGUUGUACGUUAACGGAGUCUAGCACUGCCCUUUCACAUCGUUCGCCUUUUUACUCUAAGCUAGUGAAAGAAAUGAGAAAGUAAGUCGCUGCAUUGCAGGUUGGAAAAUCGAAACGCAAGUGUCAGUUGGAGCCAGAAUCACUUCCAAACUUUUGCACCUCCAGACACGCGCCCUUACACACACACACACACACACACACACACACACACACACUCUGGCUCUACAUUUUGUACGCAGUGCUGAUUUAUCCAAAGGAGCUCCGGGCUGAGAUUUCGUCCACGCCUCGCCGAGAGGAUUUUACCCGCCGGAAAAAAAAAAUAAAAAAAAGUUGUAAAUAUUAGGACAAAACAUUUGUCUGGAACUUCCACGAGUUGUGAACAUGCCACAGAAUCAACCAAUGAACAAAACAACGAGUUGGAGUCGUGUGUCUCGGCUGUGUACAGUAUAACAGUUUGGUUUUUAUACAGUACAUUUGAGUCAAGCAUUUCUUUUUCAGCUUCUUUUUUUAAAUUUUCUUUCUCUGCAGUACACAUGAAUUGUGAAACCAGUGCUUUUUGGAUGGUGUUGGCAUAGCAAGUAGUGGCAUCAUGUCAUAUCAGAUGUGCAUUGUCCUUUUUUUCAAGGAAAAAAAAAAAACAAAAAAAAGCGUUGGGGGAGGGAAAGGGGUGCAUGUGAACCAAUGCAGUAACUGUCUGAUCUGUUGAUGUUUAUAUUCUGGUUUCUGUCCUGCAAGAAACCUUGAAGUAGACCAAAUAACUAAAAAAAGAAAAGAAAA